Messenger RNA from Microthlaspi erraticum, 855 nucleotides. Lineage: Eukaryota; Viridiplantae; Streptophyta; Magnoliopsida; Brassicales; Brassicaceae. The record is from the annotation of a GenBank genome assembly.
AUGAUUAACCUAUCAAGUUCUGUUUCGUUACUUUACGCAGUCGACAUCGCAAACACUACGCAAAACGUAGACGUAACAUGGUCUAAAAGCACCUCCUCGCAUUCCUUGACCAUUAAAAUCGAGAACGUCAAAGACGGAGAACAGAAUCAUCAUAAUCAUCAUCAGGUGAAGAUAGAUAUCGGAGGUUCUUCGUUUUGGGCCAAAAAGGGUCUCAAGAGCUUAGAAGCUGAAGGCACAAGGGUCGAUGUAUACUGGGAUUUCCGUCAAGCCAAAUUCUCCAACUUCCCGGAGCCUUCCUCUGGCUUCUACGUCUCCCUCGUCUCCCAAAACGCCGUCGUUUUAACAAUCGGGGAUCUAAAGAACGAAGCUUUGCAGAGGACGAAGAAGAACCCUUCGGCAACAGAAGCUGCCUUGGUCUCCAAGCAAGAGCACGUCCACGGGAAACGCGUUUUCUACACGCGAACCGCGUUUGGCGGUGAGGAGUCGCGGCGGGAGAACGAGGUGGUGAUCGAGACUUCUCUCUCCGGUCCCGACGAUCCGGAGAUGUGGAUUACGGUGGACGGUGUGCCGGCGAUUAGGAUCAUGAAUUUGAACUGGAGAUUUAGAGGGAACGAGGUCGUGACCGUGAGCGAUGGUGUUUCUCUGGAGAUCUUUUGGGACGUUCAUGAUUGGCUGUUCGAUUCCUCUGGCUCGGCCAGCGGGUUGUUCGUUUUCAAGCCCAAGACUGGAUUCGAAUCUCAAAGUCCUAGGUUUAGCGGUGGUUCCGGCGGUGAAGACGACGAUGGUGGUUGCGAUGCGGAGGAUGAUGAUUCCUCGCCCAUGUAUUGCCAUGUUCUGUAUGCUGUGAAAGUUUGA